CCCUCCCUCUCUCUCUCUAAACUUCUCAUACCUUCCAAGAAUUCGCAUACUGUAUGAAAGUUUGGUCAAGAUGGUCAGAGGAGGGCAACUAAAAUGAUCUAGGGUCUGGAGAACAAGCCCUAUGAGCGGCUUAAAGAACUGGGCAUGUUUAGCCUGAAGAAGAGAAGGCUGAGAGGAGACAUGAUGUAUAAAUAUGUGAGGGAAAGUCAUAGGGAGAAGGGAGCAAGCUUGUUUUCUGCUGCCCUGCAGACUAGGACGCAAUGGAACAAUGGCUUCAAACUACAGAAAAGAAGAUUUCACCUGAACAUUAGGAAGAACUUCUUCACUGUGAGAGCUGUUCAGCUGUGGAACUCUCUGCCCCAGACUGUGGUGGAGGCUCCUUCUUUGGAGGCUUUUAAGCAGAGGCUGGAUGGCCAUCUGUUGGGGGUGCUUUGAAUGCGAUUUCCUGCUUCUUGGCAGAAUGGGGUUGGACUGGAUGGCCCAUGAGGUCUCUUUUGAAACAACAUUUUUCUAAGCUAACAGAACGAUGGCCACGCCUCUGCCUCCCUCCCUCUCCCGCUCUGAUUGGCUUAGUGCAAGGCUUCUGGGAAAUGGAGUUUUAUCCAGGCUGCUGCUUGCUUCGUUUCCACUUAAAUAAAUGGAGAAAGUUCAGAGGCUUUGUUCUCCUGCUUUUUGAAAGCUUUUGGGAUAUAAUUUGCCUCAAUCAAAGCAAAAAUUCACCACUCUUUGCCUAUCAAGUUUCAUAAUGUUUGACCCAUCCACUGAUUUUUGGGGCAUUUUGAAACAACAUUUUUUUAAAACGCUAGCAGAAUGAUGGCCACGCCUCUCCCUCCCUCUUCCGCUCUGAUUGGUUGAGAGGCAUGCCAACAUGGCUUCUCCUCUCAGAGGGGCUACAGCUACAUCCGAAGACAUCAGAAACAGACGAAAAAAGGUACAAUGGAAACUGAAAUUAAAAGCAGCACCUGAAUCUUUUAUCAACAUUAUCUGCAGGCAUUGCAUUAAAAGAAGAAAACAAGACACAAGCCUCACAGGAAAGAAAUGUUGAUCAGAUCAGUGGGUGAAUGACUGAAAAUUUCAAACUUGGACAAAUAUUUCAACUGAAUUAUAAAAGAAAAACACUCAUAAAAAGAAUAUUGGUUAGAAAAAGACAUAUUGAACUCUGUUGCCACAAGUUGCUAUAGAAAAUAUAAAUGUAUCAAAAUACUUUUGACACCUUGGCCUGACUGAUUUGAUGUGUCAGAUGUCAAGUGACUUAAAUAAAAAUUAUGCUAAUCACGAGGCAUCAUGUUGUGUUCUAUUCUCAAAGAUCUUAGACAUGUUAAAUCAAUGUUUUGUGGAAAAUCAAACUGUGAUGACUGAGUUUAUUCUUUUGGGACUUUCUGAUGAUCUACAAGUACAGUUCUUUCUUUUCUUUGUGUUUCUAGCCAUAUAUGUAGUCACAUUAUUAGCAAACUUUAUGAUUAUAUUAGUAAUCAGGGCAGAGCAUAGUCUACAGACCCCUAUGUUUUUCUUUCUCAAAAUACUUGCUUUCGUUGACAUUUGCUAUUCAUCCAUCACCGUUCCAAAGAUGUUGGAAAAUUUUGUAUCAAAGGAGAAAUCUAUUUCUGUGGUGGGAUGUUAUGCACAGAUAUUCUUCUAUAUCCCUUUUUCUUGUGAGGAAAUUUUUCUGCUCACUGUCAUGUCAUAUGAUCGCUAUGUUGCUAUCUGUGAUCCACUCCAUUAUCCAACAAUUAUGAACACAGAGAUGUCUCAUCGGCUGGUGGCUGGAACUUUUGUAAUGAGUUUCUUGGCUGCUUUAAUCAACACUGUGCCUUUAAUAGGAGUGACCUUCUGCGGAUGCAACAGAAUCAGCCACUACACUUGUGACCUUCCUGCACUUUUGAGUUUGUCUUGCAGUGAAAAUUCCCACAACCACUUGCUGAUAUUUCUUUCUUGUUUUCUUUUUGGUAUUGUUCCUUUCUUCCUAACACUUGUCUCCUAUAUUAGAAUAAUUUCAACUAUCCUGGAGAUUCAGUCUACAAAAGGCAGGAGCAAAGCCUUCUCCACUUGCAGUUCUCACCUCAUUGUGACUUGUUUAUUUUAUUUCUCUGCUUUUGCCUCAUACUUAAAGCCAAGGUCUAGGUUUCAGUCCUAUUCAGAGAGAGUAGCCUCUAUCCAGUACCUUAUUUUAUCUCCUCUGUUAAAUCCUAUAAUAUACAGUCUUAAAAACAAUGAAAUUAAAACAAAUGUUAAGAAAAAAAUUGUAAAAUGCAGGUAAAACUACAAAACUUUAUGCAUGUUUUGAAAUAAAUUAUACUGCCAUAUACUAUGAAAGAGAAAGAGAUCAAGAAAUUGAUUUUUUAUUGUGAAAAGGAACAAUAUUCAAUAGGAAUUAUGUUAGUUUAUU
Molecule: messenger RNA, 2386 nt
Organism: Anolis carolinensis (green anole)
Lineage: Eukaryota; Metazoa; Chordata; Lepidosauria; Squamata; Anolidae
Product: olfactory receptor 10A7
Exons: 3
Coding region: 1232-2257 (341 amino acids)
Biological process (GO): G protein-coupled receptor signaling pathway
Cellular component (GO): membrane
Molecular function (GO): odorant binding; olfactory receptor activity; G protein-coupled receptor activity
Source: RefSeq, a predicted model, not a curated record